Saccostrea echinata is the source of this 2947-nucleotide messenger RNA. Its product is annotated as ribonucleases P/MRP protein subunit POP1-like. Bases 27 to 2639 code for a protein of 870 amino acids. Gene Ontology annotation, cellular component: nucleolar ribonuclease P complex; ribonuclease MRP complex. Gene Ontology annotation, molecular function: protein binding. The transcript is spliced from 7 exons. The record is from RefSeq and is a predicted model, not a curated record. Lineage: Eukaryota; Metazoa; Mollusca; Bivalvia; Ostreida; Ostreidae. Gene Ontology annotation, biological process: tRNA 5'-leader removal.
AUUUGCUAUUAAAAAAAAAGACUGACAUGGAGCAGUUUGGUAAGAAAAGGAAAUAUGAUGGGAAAGCGGACUUUGCUAAGAAACAGAGAAUCCAUGAAAAAAUCCUGUCCGAAGCACCUCAAGCCAUUAAUGUAGUUGAAUAUGCAAAGUGUAGGGCUGCAGAGUUGCAGCUUCUAGAUGCUGCCACCAAACAGAGAAAGGUUUCCCAAGCUGUAAAUGGACUGAUGUCUAUUUCCAUGCGGCGGAGAGCAAUGAGUCACAACAUUAAAAGGUUGCCUCACAGAGUGAGAGAGAUGGUGACAAUAAAGGCUAAUAAACACAAAAAACCAAGUAGAAGGCAUCGAAGACGACCUAAAAACUUGCUGCAGGAGUAUGUUCGACGCCAGAAAACCAAAGUUUGGCUUGAAACUCACAUUUGGCAUGCAAAACGAUUCAAAAUGGUAGAAAAAUGGGGUUACAGAAUUCCUUACCAACCAACAGAUAAAAGUUCUCGAGCAUCUUACAGGGCAACUCAACAUCAUUGUCAAAUGAUAGAUGUUUCCUAUAUGUGCUGUAUAGAAGUUCAAGGAAAUGAAGAAUAUAUUCUCAGUGGCGUCUCUCGUCUGUGUAAUUCACAAACUGGACUAACCUUUGGAGCCAAGCUGUAUUUGGAAGGAACCAGAGAGGGUAGCUGUGUAUUGUACAAACAAGGUCAGUAUCCUUUGGGUGCCAUUGGCCCAGUCACUUUCUUUUGGAGACCCACGUCUGAAUCACACCCUCUUCGUCAGCUAUGGAUUUGGUGUCAUCCUGCUUCCUAUAAUGAACUGUGGCAGGAAUUAGAGGCUAGUUUUUCCCAUACAGAAGACUGUGCAGCACAGGAUGUUUCUGUAGAAGUCAGUUGUCCAGUUGAUGAAAUGGGAAAAGGGAAAAAUGUAUCAGAACUUAAGGAUAAAUCUCCUGUAAACAAUAAUUCUGAAAAACAAGAGAUUCAAACUGGAAAGAAGGAUGGGGAGGAGAUAAAGAAAACAGAUGAUAAUUGUAGGACAUUUAGUGAAUACAAGGGUAAGGGGAAGCAACAAAAAGGUAAAAAGGAAACGACUCAGAAACCAACUGAGGAGCAAGUAAUAAAGGUAGUGAACAGAAAAUCUCAGAUUGGGAAGAUCUUGAUGACCUCUUUGAAAGACAGACUUGUGAGACAUCGCUAUAUUGGACCAGAGUCCCAGAAAGUUCUGGAACAAACUCUCCAGAUAGCAGAUAUCAUGUUCAACAAAAGUGAACCAUCUCACUGGUGGAAACAGUACUUCCAGGACCAAAAGCACUCUCUGGGCUUUAACCAGCAGAGGGAAUUCUGGGAAGGAGUGUGUCAUUGUCAGUCUGCUGCAGAGUUGUCCCCCCAUAGUGUUAUUGGUCUGGCUGUCAGAGAUCCUAGAGUCAUCAAAGCAAAGAAAUGGAAUGAUUUGGCAAAUAAAGAAACUUCAGAGCCCAUGGUGUCUGAUGAUACAGGAGCCAAUGCACUGAAGAUCAGCCAGGACAUCUCCUCUUCGCCCUUAUGGGAGGAAGAAAUCAGGAAGACAGUGAUUUCAACAAAAAUGUCAGACUUUGAAAUCAAUCAGCUGAAAUCAGAACAUAUUGUUCCAGGGACAGAGUUAAUACUAGGGGAAGAUGAAAGUAGGAUUCCUGUUCUUCUCAUUCAGAAAGAAGGAAUCAAUCCCACAGACAUGAACCACAGUCACUAUGGGAGUGGAUGGGAUCUAGUCCUUCCUGCAGGAUGGAGCAUGGCAUUCUGGAUAGCCAGUAUCUAUCAUGGGGCAAGAGCAGGAGGUUUGCGUGAAUUACAAUGCCUGGCCAAUGAACAACAGGGUGAACACUUUCCAGAAGAUUUCCCAGAUACAGCAGCAGGACAAGCAGAAGAAAACAGGAUAAAGAGUGAAAAAGAGGCUGAGCAUAGCAGACGACCUCCUGCCAAAAGACCAAACUUCACCAAGUUAGGUGUGGUUCACCCAUUCAGUUGGGCAUGGAAUGAACUGGUUGAUGAGAAAGAUGAUAGCAAGGAUUUUUAUGUGUUAAGAGAAAAAAAUGAUCUCAAAACCUUGAGGAAAGUAUUUAAUAUUGCUUCUGGGAAAAACAAGAAAUGUUUGAAAGAUAGAAUUGAUGAGGAAUCGCAUGCCUCCUUCAAAGACAUCAUUAGUAGACACAAACAAUCAUUGGUUUACGUCAAAAUAGCGAUGAAUUCCAAAGGCUGUCCUGAAGAAAUGGGAACUAUCUCCAUACCAACAAAGGAAGAUGUCAAUAGAAUGAAAGCUGACGGGUUUUUUGUUGGACCAAUUAAACUUCAACAAACAGACCCUCAGCAAGAGGAAAAGAAAGAGAAAAGAAGAAAAGCGAAACUAUUUAAGAAAGGUAUCUUAAAUCUACCACCAAAAAAGACACCAGAGAUUAAAGCAGACAACUUGGAGAGUGUAGAUGAUGGUGAUAGGGAAGUCAUUGGGUAUAUUAAGCAUGGUGGAUUUUCAUUAAGCAGUGGGCAGGGAGCUGGGAAGGGAUUCUGUUCCCUGCUAGGUUUAGAAAAACUACAUCAAUCUCUACCUUAUCAGCGGAAUCUUGUUUUAAUUAGAAAUCCCCGAACACUGCAGUACAGAUUUGCUCAGAUAUCCGUGUAACAGAUAUACAGUUUACAGUUGUGAUAACUUGAGAUACCAUUAGGACUGUGUUCGUUGUUAUUAAAACCUGUUGUUUAUUGUUGUUCAUGAAUUAAAAUCAUCAUCAUCAGAAUCUUGUAAGUUUUGGUACUCUUUAUAGAAAUGCACAGAAAAUCUAUAUAAAAUGUUCUUUAUUAUAUUUUUUUUUACACCAGUGAUCCUUUAUGAGUGGCCUAAGAAUUGACCAGCACUGCUUAUUUGAUAAACUGACUAAUGGUGAUGUUACAUGUUCAGUCAGAUUCUCAAUAAAUAUCAAAAGAAAUAAAUCA